Engraulis encrasicolus (European anchovy) is the source of this 5162-nucleotide messenger RNA. RefSeq names its product dishevelled segment polarity protein 2 (gene dvl2). Gene Ontology annotation, biological process: intracellular signal transduction; canonical Wnt signaling pathway. The coding region runs from base 253 to 2577 and encodes 774 amino acids. The record is from RefSeq and is a predicted model, not a curated record. The transcript has 16 exons. Lineage: Eukaryota; Metazoa; Chordata; Actinopteri; Clupeiformes; Engraulidae. Gene Ontology annotation, cellular component: cytosol. Gene Ontology annotation, molecular function: frizzled binding.
ACCACACUCCGUCGGUGCUGGAAAAGUUUGUAAUCUAGGUAAAUGAACAGAGAUUUAACAAUAAAAGAGGAUCAGAUGGACUACGGGCCCCCCCUCAAAGUAAACCAUCGCUUUUGAGGGAUGAAGACCAGAGAGGAUUGUUGUUACCAACGACUUUUGCAACUUUGCUAACGGCACAGCUUGCUUGCUUGCAUUCGCCCUUUUUCUUGGAUGGUCUAUUAGUUUCGUGGGAUCCGUAAAACUGUGAAAGAGAUGGCGGAAACUAAAAUAAUUUACCACAUCGACGAAGAGGAGACACCGUACUUGGUGAAGAUCCCCAUACCGUCGGAACAAAUCACACUAUUGGAUUUUAAACAGGUCCUAAACAAGCCAAACUAUAAGUUCUUUUUUAAGUCCAUGGACCAGGAUUUCGGUGUUGUCAAGGAAGAGAUCUCCGAUGAUGCUGCAAAACUGCCUUGCUUCAAUGGCCGAGUGGUUUCAUGGCUCGUCUCCUCAGACUCUCAGCCUGCGGAGCCAAUUUCUCCCCUUCCUCCUGCUCUUCCUCCUCCUCUGCCUCCUCCUCCCCCUCCCCCAGCUCCAGUGGAGGUCUGUCCGGACCCCUCCCCUCCACCGCCUCCUCUCCCACCUCCUCCUGCGGAGAGACUUGGGGGAAUAGGAGACUCAAGGCCCCCUUCCUUCCAUCCAAAUGUGGCCGGCAGUGUGGAGAACCUGGAUGACCGCACGGAGACCGAGUCUGUGGUGUCCUUCAGACCAAGGCCCAGGCGGAGGGAGAGCAUGGAGCAGCACGGGCCACGCAUGAAUGGCCAGACUCGACUAGAGCGCCACCUAGCGGGCUACGAGAGCUCCAGCACCAUGAUGAGCAGCGAGCUGGAGACUACCAGCUUCUGCGACUCAGAGGACGACGACACCAUGAGCAGGUUCAGCAGCUGCACGGAGCAGAGCACGGCCUCCCGCCUGCUCAAGAGACACCGGCGGAGGAGGAAGCAGCGCCCUCCCAGGCUGGAGCGGGCGUCUUCGUUCAGCAGUGUUACAGACUCCACCAUGUCACUCAACAUCAUCACGGUCACUCUCAACAUGGAGAAGUACAACUUCCUGGGCAUCAGCAUCGUGGGCCAGAGUAACGAGCGUGGGGACGGGGGCAUCUACAUCGGCUCCAUCAUGAAGGGUGGAGCCGUGGCAGCAGACGGCCGUAUAGAGCCAGGAGACAUGCUGCUACAGGUGAAUGACAUCAACUUUGAGAACAUGAGUAAUGAUGAUGCGGUCCGGGUCCUUAGGGAUAUUGUCCACAAGCCAGGGCCCAUCACCCUGACUGUUGCUAAGUGCUGGGAUCCGUCCCCGCAAGGUUACUUCACCUUACCUCGUAAUGAGCCAAUCAGGCCAAUUGAUCCAGCAGUGUGGGUGACCCACUCUGCAGCCCUAACGGGGGGCACCUACCCUCCCUACCCCCCUCCCUCUGUUGCCGGAACUGAACAAUUUCCUCAUCCUCAACUACUGUCUAAAACCCUCCCUUCAGGCUUUGAGGACUUCAACCUGUCUCUGCACUCUGACAUGGCGUCCGUCGCCAAGGCCAUGGCCUCUCCAGAGUCUGGGCUGGAGGUGCGGGACAGGAUGUGGCUGAAGAUCACCAUCCCCAAUGCCUUCCUAGGCUCCGAUGUGGUUGACUGGCUCUAUCACCACAUCGAUGGCUUCAAGGACCGGCGCGAGGCUCGCAAGUACGCCAGCAACCUGCUGAAGGCCGGCUUCAUCCGACACACCGUCAACAAGAUCACCUUCUCCGAGCAGUGCUACUACAUCUUUGGGGACUUCAGCGACUGUGAAAACUACAUGGCCAACCUGUCCUUGAAUGACAAUGACGGUUCCAGUGGGGCCUCGGAUCAGGACACGCUGGCCCCGCUACCUCUCCCGGGGGCUACGCCCUGGCCCCUGCUCCACACAUUCCCCUACCAGUAUCCGCACCCCUACACCACCCAGCCCCCGCCCUACCAUGAGCUCUCCACCUACAACUACACCCCCGGCAGCACCGGCAGUCAGCACAGCGAAGGGAGCAGGAGCAGUGGCUCCACCCGUAGUGAGGGCGAGCGGCGCCGGGGCAGCAAAGGGGGCGGUAGCACUAGCGGCCGCGACGAGAAGUCCCCCGUGGGCGGAGGAGGAGGCGAGUCGCAGUCAGGCAGCGGGAGCGAAUCUGAAUACUCGGUCCGCAGCUGCCGGAGGCGGGAGCUGGGCGGCUCGGCCACGCCCAGCGAACACAGCCACAUGAGCCAGCGCUCCUCGCACCACCGCACGCCGCAGCCGCCGCCCCACAUGCCCUUCCCGCCGGGAAUCCCGCUGCAGUACAACCCCAUGAUGCUCAUGAUGGUACCCCAGCACCCCCACGUCAUAGGGGCGCCACACCCACAGCUGACCCCAGGACCCUCCCCUCUCCCGGGCAUGCUGCCGCCCUCCUCCACCCCUGGAGGGCCGCCCGGAGCGCCACCCACCCGUGACCUGGGCUCGGUCCCACCAGAACUCACCGCCUCCAGGCAGUCUUUCCACCUGGCCAUGGGCAACCCCAGCGAGUUCUUUGUGGACGUCAUGUAGAGCGUGUGGAAACGGAUGUAGGAUAUGCACGCAUCCCAUCCACCUCGCUGAGGAGGCCAGGUGCCGAACGGAAAGGUGAAGAAGGUGCGCACGCGCGAAAGAUCUCCCGAAACUACAGAUUUUAUUGGAUUGAGAACAUCCCCUAACAUUUCAGCCCAUUGGGGUUUCUUCAGGCAAUUUUUGGGUCAAAAUGUUACAUUUCAAGUGAAAACGGUUGUUUGGGGAGAUCUCAGUGUAGCCUAACAUGCCAUGCUAUACCACAGCAUGGCAUUGUAAAGAUGUUAUGAUGCCUAAAUGUGGCACGAAAGACCAUAGCAAACAAUUGUACAGAAUCUCUGAGCAAGGCUUGAGGAUAUAGCUACGAUGCUGGAUAACAAUCUAGUUUUAGAGGUUUACAAAUAAAUACCAUGAAAUAGGUUAUAAAACACACAUACAGGGCUGUUUGUAGUGUCAGAGUGUGCACCGUGCAUUAGUUAUUAAUCAAUCUUCCAUAGCGUUUCAACUGGAAUGGUUCCAUGGUCUCAUCCGCCCAUGUCGUUGAUGAUCAAUCCGUUUAUCUUGUUUGUGGAUCUGUGUCAUUCUGAAUCAGGGGUUUUCAACCAGAGGUCCUUGGCCCACUGGUGGUCCAUGGUUAUAUAUUUCUCGUGGUCUGAGUUGCUAUACAGUUAAACUACUUCAAAUAUAAAUACAUAAACACAGUGGGCCGCCACGCACAACUGCUCAAUCUGAAUGGUAGUCCCUGGGCCAGAAUCAGUUGAAAACCCCUGCUCUGAAUGAUGGACUACUACACCAUAUUUCCAGGACUUUCCCUCUGCACCAAGUGAAAUACCUUCACUGGGCAAUUCAUUGACCAGAACUGGUCAGGUUUUAAUGGAAACAUCAUUCUGACUGUCAAUGGAAACUUUUUAUUUUUUGCUUGUAAAAACAUUUUCAACACAUUCUUUAUAAGAAUAAGUUUUUUUUUUAUUAUUUUAAAUGGUUUAGGAUUGCUUGACAUGUUUUGUUUUUUUUACACUUUCAUAUUUUUAUUUUUAGUUUUUUUACAGUGGACCAAAGGAAACCGGUUCAUUAUGCUAAGAGUUUUUCUACAUUUUGUUUUGUAAAGAAUGAGUAAAUCUGUUAUGAUCUGGUACAACAAACAUGGGAUCAUGUACACAUUCAAGUUUGUUCUCUACAUCCCUUGGUACGUUUGAUGAGAAUGUAAAUUAGUUUCAGGUUUCUGAUGUCUGACCAUAAUAUGGAAAUGAAUGAGAAUGUGUUGCUAAUCAAGUAAAAGUUGUCAUUCUUUUUUUUUUUUUUUUAAUGAAGUGAAAAGUUAUUCCAUAUCACAGAGUGGCUUUGACUUGAAAAGGAUUUUUUGUCGAGGGAACUCUCAUAUCUUUCUGAUAAUACUACCUGGGCCUACAUGGUGUGUUUUUUUUGGUCAGGCCACAGAAGAGAUACUGAACUAGAGAGACUGCAUAAUACUCCUAGAAUCUCUGAACUGAGAGACCAAUAUAAAUUUCUCGACUGUUGUUAUAUCCCUCCUCAGUUCCCCUGUAGCACUCCAUCAUCAUUGCCACAGAAAAAAAGUAUGUUAAUCACAAAGCAUGUUGUCAGUCAUAUUUGUGUUGUUAUCUUUUGUCUGAUUAAGAUGGCAGGAAACCCAGUUCAUGCUAGUAGACACUACACUGCCAAGAACCACUGGCAAGAACUACCGUGAAGAAUGUCAAUAGGUUCAAUGUGGCAAUGUCGCGUGUUAAUUGGAUAUGUUUGUGAAAACUCCACCUUUUUAUUCUUUGCAUUUGUUAGUCUGGUUCAAAAGGUACAAAACUCUUUAACAGCUGGAAAACAUUACCUGUUAUUAUCCUGCUAUCAACCAAAUAGGUGCAAUUAAGGUGUGUGCUUGUGUAGUUCUGCUUUUGUAUAGUCUUUAAUUAUUUUGAUAACCUCGGUACAGGAAUAGGUAAAAAUGAAUUGAAUUGAAUUGUUGUGGUUCCCUUAACUGGUUAGUAGCCUAUAGAGCAAGAACAUCUGUACAAAUAACAAAAAAUGUCUUGUUUUUUCCUUUUUUGUAAAAGAAAAUCAGGGUUAACAUGAAAUGCUGGCAAUGCUGGAUGACCAGAUCAAAUGUCGUUGUUUUUUUAUUUUAUUUAUUACAGCUCUUGAAAACCAGUCUGUCAACCGCUUCAAGACCAUUAUGAAACCUUUGCUAACACUUAAUUUGAAGAUUUGUAUGUAACAUAGCAUGGCAUGACGUAUAUUUUGAACAUUAAUGAGUAGAGGUAUACAGUAGAAGUAGAAGUGCUCUUACUGAUGUAGUGCAUGAUCUUACAUAGUGUGUGUACACACUAGUUAUUACCUAAUGUGGCAGAUGCUCUGCAAGAGUACUUCUACUUUUACUUUAUAUUCCAGGGUUACUCAGUUUUGUAUUGAAAUCAUAUUUGUGGAAUUUGACAUGGCAAAAAAGUGAAUAAUGACUGUGACAAUCAUGGAUAUGAAGGAAGUUCCAUUAAUGUUUGUAAUGGUUUGUGUCAUGUCGUGCAACACCCUUAUUGAAUACAUCUUCAAAUAAAAUGUAACCAAACCUUUUAAAGGAUUUAUCC